GGCAUUACCGGAGAUGGGCGUGACUCUCUUAACCCAACAUGUCGGCGUAGGAGUUUUUAUCAAAACUUUACAGUCAAUAUUUAAUACAUUAAGACGUUUUACUGUUAGGUACUGAAGGAAUAUGGUGUGUGAGCGUAGCGUAGACUUAGUCAAGCCUUUUCGGGAUGGUUCAUUUAGUAAGUUUAUAGUUUUCGUGGUAUUAAUCAGCAUAAAGUCGCCGGUAUGUGACAGUGAAGGAAUCACCUCAGAGAGAUGUCUCAUCUGGGGUCCAGGGCUGAACCCCGGCACGGUUCUACCUGUCCGCUACUUCUUUAUUCAGGCGGUCGGUUCAAACGGAGAAAACCUGACUUUAUCUCCAGGUAAAGACACAUUUAAAGUGAAGAUAAGUCCGCUGGACAUGAAGGAGCACCUCCGAAUCCACGUCCCACCACCACUGGACAGAGGGGACGGGUCCUUCCUGGUGAGGUACCGGCUCUACAGCACCGUGCUGAAGGGCCUCAUGGUUGAAGUACUCCACCAAGAUGCUGCUGUUGCCAAGUCGCCCUACACCAUCCCAGGUCCAGUCUAUCAUGAAUACUGCGACUGUCCAGAGCCCGAUGCCUCCGUUUGGCAGAGCAACAUGCGCUGUCCCGCCGAUGAACCUCAGGUUGUGGCGGAUUUUAAAGCCUUUCCAACGGUGGACUUGCAGCGUCUCAGACAGGAAGUGCCUCACAGGUUUGCCAACAGAGGAGGCCUCAUUCACUACGCCAUCAUCAACAACCAGUUGUACCGCCGCACGCUGGGGAAGUACACUGACUUCAAGAUGUUCUCUGAUGAAAUGCUGCUCUCUCUAACCAGGAAGGUGAGGGUGCCUGAUGUGGAGUUUUACAUCAAUGUUGGCGACUGGCCGUUAGAGACAAGGCGCUCGGAUGCUGUUCCGGUCUUGUCGUGGUGUGGCUCUGUAGACACACGGGACAUUGUCCUCCCCACCUAUGAGGUCACACACUCCACCCUGGAGACCAUGAGAGGUGUCACCAAUGACCUGCUGUCUGUCCAGGGAAACACAGGGCCUCCGUGGAUUAACAAAACAGAUCGGGCGUUUUUCCGUGGCCGGGACAGUCGUGAGGAGCGUCUUCACCUGGUGUCUCUGUCCAAGAAGAGCCCUGAGCUGCUUGACGCAGGCAUCACAGGAUGGUUCUUCUUCAGAGACAGGGAGAAACAUGUCGGCAAAGCACCGCUCGUUGGAUUCUUUGACUUCUUCAAGUACAAGUACCAGGUGAACGUGGAUGGAACUGUGGCAGCGUAUCGGUUUCCUUACCUCAUGCUGGGGAACAGUCUGGUUCUGAAGCAGGACUCACAGUAUUAUGAAUAUUUCUACCACCACCUCAAAGCAGGCACUCACUAUGUUCCCGUCCAGAGAAACCUGUCGGACCUUUUAGACAAAAUCAAAUGGGCCAAAGAGAACGACGCCGAAGCACAAGAGAUCGCCAGAGCGGGUCAGGCGGUGGUCCGGGAGCUGCUGCAGCCCAGCAGACUGUACUGUUACUACUACACAGUGAUGCACAUGUACUCAGAGCGGCAAACGGGACAGCCUACACUGCACGCAGACAUGGAGCUGGUGUCUCAGCUCGACGACCACUCUGUUGUGUGCACAUGUGAGCGUAAAACCCACGAAGAAGAACCCAAUAUGAAGGAUGAACUAUGAUGGAGAUGGCCUCAGUCUCUAAUUGUUGUCAUGUUUUCUCUGAAACUUUCCUGAUAUAUAAAUAGAGAAACUGAAUGUUCCUGAUCUUCACAAGAAAAUGUGAAUUUCACAAUAAGUAUUACAAUUCUGAUUUGUGCCUUUAGUUUGGGGAAUCAUUUAAAGGGCCGGUGUGUAGUAUUUAGGUGAUGUUGUGUAUAACGACAUGGAACGGAGAUCUGUUGUGUUUUCCUUAAUUAAAAUGAGUCCUUCAUAUCUACAUUUGGACGGGGAAGUCUGCCAUGUUUCUGCAGUAGCCCAGAAAAGACAAACUACACUCCGCAGCUCACGUUACGACAGUCUUGAGAGGGGAGGAGUGAGCAGCACUAGAUGCAACUAAAUCCUGCACACUGUCCCUUUUAAACUAAGAACUCCUCAGCCAAUUCAAGACCUGGCUGCAGGAAUUUGCUCUCAAAAUGAGAAUGCUGCUCUUGUUUUAAAUACUGUGUGUUGUGGUAUGUUUUUGUACCUUUUGUAAAGCCCAAUAAA
Messenger RNA from Anoplopoma fimbria (sablefish), 2209 nucleotides. RefSeq names its product protein O-glucosyltransferase 3 (gene poglut3). The transcript has 6 exons. The record is from RefSeq and is a predicted model, not a curated record. Gene Ontology annotation, cellular component: endomembrane system. Gene Ontology annotation, molecular function: glucosyltransferase activity; protein binding. Bases 122 to 1684 code for a protein of 520 amino acids. NCBI's taxonomy places the organism in Eukaryota, Metazoa, Chordata, Actinopteri, Perciformes, Anoplopomatidae.